AUGUAGGAGGUCAUCAUAUUUAUCCAUCUUGGCAUCAUUUUAGUGCUAUGUUUGGCUUAAUAAGACAAUCCGGCUCAUCAGUCAUCUUAUGGGGGUGGUACAAUGUCAUUUUCCCAUCCUUGCUUUUUUAUGUGGAACAAAUUUUUUGCCAAUAUUAUCUAUUCAAAUAUCAUAUUUAAAAAAACAAUAUUUUAAGAGUUAAGAUUCAUUAAGGAUAGAAAUAGAGAGCAGAAACUCUCGGUUCUAGGCGCAAUAGGCCCGCGAAGAAGAAUAAGGAUGGAAUCUACUCAAUCUAGGUCCGAUGAAGCAGGUUCAAUGGCCGCAGAAAUCUGCAGCCAAAUAGCAUCCAUAUUCUCAAAGCCCACCCACCCGUACCCGCCCCCGCUUGACGUCUUGGUCAACGAGCUCACCGCCGUAGCCUCUCGAAAAGCCCGCGUUUUCCUCUACGGAGUGGGCCGCGAGGGCCUCAUGCUGAAGGCCCUCUGCAUGCGCCUGGCUCACCUGGGCCUACAGGCCCACCUGGUGUUCGACAUGACCACUCCUCCCAUCGCUCCCGGCGACCUGUUGGUGGCCUCCGCCGGCCCCGGGGGGUUCUCCACCGUGGAGGCCAUAUGCAGCGUGGCCCGAUCCAACGGCGGGAGGGUCCUCCUGCUGACGGCCCAGCCGGAGAGGGGGUCGUGCGUGAGACACGCGAAUGCGGUGGCUUACGUGGCAGCGCAGACGAUGGCGGAUGAUGAAGAGGGUGAGGGGAAUGAGUUGCUUCCGAUGGGGAGUUUGUACGAAGGGGCUCUUUUUGUGGUGUUCGAGAUGGUUGUUUACAAGCUUCGAGAGGCGUUGGAUCAGACCCCUGAAGCCGUUCGAUCUCGCCACACUAAUCUUGAGUGAAUUUAAGUGUCAAUGUGUCAUGUCCAUGUCACUAUUUGGGUCAUAUCUUCAUCUGCUCACCCCAAAUAAAUGUACCCACUGUUCUCUAAGGUUCUUGAUAUCAAUUAAGCAGCUAAGUACGCACCAUUAGUAAGAUAUUUUAUAAGUUCUUUUACCCAAA
This is a messenger RNA of Arachis stenosperma, 1045 nucleotides long. RefSeq lists its product as uncharacterized. The transcript has a single exon. The record is from RefSeq and is a predicted model, not a curated record. Lineage: Eukaryota; Viridiplantae; Streptophyta; Magnoliopsida; Fabales; Fabaceae. The coding region runs from base 277 to 885 and encodes 202 amino acids. Gene Ontology annotation, biological process: carbohydrate derivative metabolic process. Gene Ontology annotation, molecular function: isomerase activity; carbohydrate derivative binding.